Molecule: messenger RNA, 3697 nt
Organism: Oncorhynchus mykiss (rainbow trout)
Lineage: Eukaryota; Metazoa; Chordata; Actinopteri; Salmoniformes; Salmonidae
Source: RefSeq, a predicted model, not a curated record
CUCCAGGAAUCCCUGGCUACUCCAGUGGUGGAUCAGCCAGGAGUUCCCCUGGAGCGCCAGGUCCACCUGGACCUCCCGGCCGCGAUGGGGCACCUGGGUCUGGGUCUGGAACACCGGACGUCCGCCAAUACAUCACAGAAUACCUCAAGAGCGAUGGUGUCAGGGAGUACAUGUCGGGACCUCCGGGUCCUCCGGGUGUACCGGGGCCCCCUGGUGGUGGAUCACUGGAGUCCGUGGACGACCUUGCUAGUCGCGUCAUCGCAUACAUCCAGAGUGGAGGUAUUGCUAGUGAGGUGCCUGGACCUCCAGGCCCGCCUGGCGCUCCCGGUGGAGGCAGCACAUCGCUAAAUGACAUCAUCAGCCUUCUACAGAGGGAGGAAGUGCGACGCUACGUCAUCGGUCCUCCUGGCCCUGCUGGACCUCCUGGCAUCCCAGGGAUCCCAUGGAGAGGAGGCUAUGGCUUUAAUACUCAUGAGGUGGCUGGACGAGUCCUCAAUCUAAUGAAUGAGCAGGGUAUGGUGGGCAUGCUCGGACCCCCUGGACCUCCCGGCCCACCAGGCCUACCUGGGUCCUACAGUGACAUCUUUUAUCUUCUGCAAAAUACUGAAUACAGAGGCGUCUUGGGCGCUCAGGGGCCUCCUGGUCCACCUGGUGUCCCAGGCCCUGCCGGUCCUUCAGGACAGGCCCCCUACAGCAGCUCUGGAUACAGGCUGGAGGAGGUCAAGGACUACAUACAGAGUGAUGGUAUAAGAGGGGGAAUGUUUGGGCUUCCAGGCCCCCCAGGUCCCCCUGGAUCCCAGGGACACAAGGGAGAGCAGGGUAGCUCUAGGUACGGCCACGCCUUCGACCACAGGACCAGCGAGGGAAGAAGGCUGGCUGAGACUGAGACAGACUACUCCAAUAUAGCGGUCCGAGUGACUGACUACAUCAAGUACCAUGGUCUGUUGAGGGACGUUGUUGAGAACCGGUCUCAGCUGGAGAAGUCACAGGUUGUUCAAGGACCCCCAGGACCCCCUGGCCCUCCCGGGGCGCCAGGAUUCAGCCGUGUGUUUGGUUCCCAUAGUAAUGCCACUGACCUUGUGGAAUACAUCAGAGCCCAUGGAAACACUGUGGGACCCCCUGGAAGGCCAGGACAGAAAGGGGACAUACAGGUCACAAAGGCGAGAGAGGAGAACACACACUCGUGACACACAGAAGGAGGAGGAAUGUUGGUGUUUGAGAUGAUAUGAUUGUUAAAUACCCAUUAAAAAGGUGAAUGAAAGUCCGAUGAAAUAUGUCAUGACUCAUGAGCAUACAUGUCUGGGGGCCUAAUGCCUUGGAGACAUUACCGAUGUGAAUAUAUUAUUUUCUAUAGGAGAAACUGUUAAACAGGACAGUAUUCCAUGCGCUGAUGUGUUGUGUCCAAGACGUCUUUACAAUCUAUUUUUUUCCUAGUGUUUGAUCUGGAGUAGGUUUCUAAUUCACCUCCUUGCAUGUUGAUAGCAAGAAUAGUUCAAAUAGGGGUGUGCUAUUUUUAUUCAAUAGCUAUUGUACUUGAGGAAAAACACAUUUCGUAUCCAACAAAACUCAAACCAUUAUCAAAAUCUUCUUUGAAUGUACUGGUAUCACUUUCUAAAAAUAAAGCUUGGUUUAUUUAAUCAAAGUGGAACUUAAGGUUCACAUUGUCGCUAUAGACUCACUGAGGAAACAAAACAGGUACACGAUAUUGUAUACAGGAAAUUGUUUAUUUACAGAUCAAUGUAAAUCUACAGUACACAGUCAUUCUAUAAACUAUAAAGUACAUUUUUUUUAAUGGUAGUUCAAUUUCAAACAACAUUCUGAAAUCAAUCAUGAUACAAUUUGAAAAUCAGAAGGAAAUCAUGACACUAAUAACAACACAUAUUGACAUGAUUGGUAUUUAAUUAUAUUUUCAAUUCAGUUUAAAUUUCAGAUUAGAAUUUAACUAUUUGACAAUUGAGGAAACUACAAUACUGUAGCGUAAAGAUACAUUUCCACAUAAAUAACUACUGGCAGAGUAUCUUCAUUUUGUGUAAGGUGCACAGCACUCCUUCAUUGUGUAUGAUGUUUUGUUGUUGUUUGCCACUAUUACAGACCAAUUAUAAAAUGGCAUCGACUGAUUGUUGUUCCUGCAGCCAAUCAAAAAAGGGUGAGAUAACACAUGGACCAAUCAGAAGCCAUGAUGGCCUAAACCAGUCAGGUCCAACAGUUCCUUAACAAAUUAUUUUCAACUGUAUUGAAGGUUAUAGGCUACCACCACUUUAGAGAAGAUCAUGCAAAUCUAUCAUAAAAUAAGCUAAAACUAUAGUUCGGAAAAUGUUAUCAAAACUGUUCAACUCAUGAUAACGUCAUAUUCAUUAUCCUUAGAUUAAAUAAGUAACGGACAAAACAUUUGACUAUGAUACAGUAGGCUAUACGAAUAUAAAGAUCACUUGGGGCGCUACUUGAACUAAGUCUGAUUAAAAUAACUACACAGAGGGCCACAACAUGAAUACCGUAUCUUCAUACAUUUUGUUGAAAACAUUAAGGCUAUUAGCUAGUAUGAAUGAUAAUAAAACAGUAUCAUAGUUUCCUUACAAAACAAACCCAAAAGCCAUGCAGGUCCAACAGAAUAUGGUAAUGGGAGGCAAUUUCAUAAACAAUACACAGACAUACCAAACAUUUGCAUGAAAUUCUAACAAAACAGACUAUAGGUCCUCACAGAUUUCUAUCGAAUUAUAUAACGCCGCCAUUUGAGCAACCACAGUGAAAACCGUGUCUCUGUCUGGAUAUAUAAACAAACCCCAUUUUAAUAGCCCCUCCUUGGUAUGCUAAAACAAAAUGGCCACUCGCCGACUACGCCAAAUUACAAAAAGAGAGAAACAAAUCUCAAGAGUUGUGCUGAAGAUGAAAGGCAUGCUCAUGAAACCUGAAGAAAGAUACUAGCCUGGGAAUCUCAAGCGUUUCACAAAUGUUCAAGUAAAACAACAGUGAAAGUAGUGAUUCAGUUUGGAUUCCAGGCUAGAAGAAAGGAACCAUUUCCGACAGAAAAAUAUAAAUCCCAAACUGUUGUUAAUAAGCUCCAAAAAAUAGCAUUUGAUACCAUAAUUAUAACAUAAGAAGUCCAACUUGCAUUGAAAUUCAUGCACAACUUCAGGCAGUCACUCCCUAGUCAAUUGGAAACUAAAUUCAAUAUCUUGUCAAGAUAUGUGUGAUUGCAUAUAAAAUAUAUCAUGCCUUUGUCAAGAUUCAUUAUAAAAAAAUGUGCUUUUCAUCCUUUACCAAAAGUACAUUCUUAUCAGAUCAUUAGCUCUCUCAAACAUCACCAAAGAUAUUGAAUAUAUAAGUUCAUUAUAUUAGACUUCUGGUACAAAAUGUUUCUUCAUCCUUUUUAUUUAGUGCAGGUCUGUCCAACCCUCUUCCUGGAGAUCUACCGUCCUGUGGGUUUUCAGUCCAACCCUAAUUUAACACACCUGAUUCUACUAAUUAGCUGCUCAACAAGACCCUAACAAGCUGAAUCAGGAAGAGGGUUGGGCAGCCCUGAUUUAGUGCAAAUAACUAAUGGGAUAAAAAUCGAGCAGCAAUAGUUUUUUUUUUUUUCCCCAGAGGAAGCUUACAUUUGAAAAGCCAGUCCAUUGAAAUAAAAGUAUACAGGCACUAGAUUCUUCAAGGAAGAAAAAAAAAAGUUCACAAAUGAAAAGGAAUCAGCAAUAAAAAAAAA